This is a messenger RNA of Manihot esculenta (cassava), 2005 nucleotides long. RefSeq lists its product as uncharacterized. The transcript is spliced from 10 exons. The coding region runs from base 334 to 1872 and encodes 512 amino acids. The record is from RefSeq and is a predicted model, not a curated record. NCBI's taxonomy places the organism in Eukaryota, Viridiplantae, Streptophyta, Magnoliopsida, Malpighiales, Euphorbiaceae.
CAUUGUCUUAUUGUUUAUGAUUUUUCUCUCUCUGCCGUUUCUUUCCCUUCAGUUUCUGUUUCUCUCUGCUCUAUCAUUACUUCUUCUAGUGGGAUUUACAGCUUCUACUGUUGGGUUGUUGUCUCACUGAGAGAGCGAGAUAGAGAGGAAUGGGGGAAAUCCAAAUUUGCUGACUUGGGUUUCAUUCCUUUUGCUGGGAUUUCCCCCUCUUCUUUCUUCUCAGGAAAACUAUUGCAGGUUCUUUUACUUUCCUCAACCUUCUGUUAUUGGUGCCUUCUCUUCGAAAUAAGCACUUGAAUAGUUUGGUGUUUUAGAAGAUUAUUGUCAUAGAUAAUGGGCGGAUGUGUCUCAACAGCCAGUAGAAAAACCAGAAAGAACGUCCGUAAAUCUGGCAAGCGCCGUGGAAAGGUUUCCACUUCUAUUCCUGAUGUUCCCAUUAAACGAUUUAGUGAUUCUGCAAUAGGAGACUAUAUUAGCGAGUAUGUUCAUCUUGAGUUUGAAAAGGGUGCUGCAACUACAUGCAGAAGAUCUGAAGCUUCAAACAAGACUUUCCAUCUCACUCAGCUGCAAUGGAACCAUAGCCAAAUUGAUGCAAAUGGAAUAUGCCAAGAGGAAGUAUGGUUUGAUUCUGUGAGUAUUAUAGACUCAGAUUCUGAUGAUGACUUCAGUAGUGUUUAUGGAGAUGGGUUUCCUUCUGCUGGGGUUGCAGCUGGGCAGAAACCAAGUACUCAAUUGGUUCAGUAUGGAGCUGCAUCUCGCUUCCUAGAUACUGGAAGCAAGUACGAGGGAUUCUACGAAAGCUACCUGAAAAUAGAUGGAGGGAUUCCUAAGAGCGAUGACAUUGCUGUGAAGACAAAGAAAGCAGUAGAUGAUCCUUAUGGAAGUUUUAAAAGUCUUAAAGAGCUUACUUGUGACUUUGGAGAGAAAGUUCAAGAAAAUAGAAGAAAAUCAACAGUUAUAAUGGUUUCUGUAAAGAGGAAAUCCUGUGAUGGAGAGGAAAAGACUCAAUUCUCUGGUGCAGCUGAGAGAUUGUUAUAUCGGCCAAGAGCAGGAUUUCAAAUCCCAUGUUCAAAAGGAGAUAAGCCUACUCCAGGAUGCUGGUCUGAGGUUUCGCCUUCAGUUUUUAAACUUCGUGGAGUAAAUUAUUUCAGAGAUAAGCAGAAGAGCCCUGCUCCAAAUUUCACCCCCUAUAUUCCAAUGGGUGCUGAUUUAUUUAUCUGCCCAAGAAAGAUACAUCAUAUUGCUCAACACCUUGAACUCCCUUUUGUGCAACCACAUGAAAAUUUUCCAUCGCUUCUGAUCAUUAACAUACAGCUCCCCACUUAUCCUGUAGCCAUGUUCCAAAGUGAUUGCGAUGGUGAAGGCAUGAGCCUUGUAUUAUAUUUUAGGAUAUCUGAGAAUUUUGAUAAAGAGAUCUCUUCUCACUUGCAAGACUCCAUCAAGAGACUGAUUGAGGAUGAUAUGGAGAAGGUUAGAGGGUUUGCAAAGGAGUCCACAGUUCCAUUCAGAGAAAGGCUAAAAAUUCUGGUAGGGCUGGUUAAUCCAGAGGACUUGCAGUUGAGUUCUGCAGAAAGAAAGCUUAUACAAGCUUAUAAUGAUAAGCCCGUUCUUUCACGCCCUCAACACCAGUUCUUUAGGGGGCCUAAUUACUUCGAGAUUGACCUGGAUAUACAUCGUUUCAGCUACAUAUCUCGCAAAGGGCUUGAAGCAUUCCGAGAACUUAUGAAGGAUGGGAUAGCUAACAUGGGCUUAACUAUUCAGGCACAAAAACCAGAGGAGCUGCCUGAGCAAGCACUGUGCUGUGUGCGAUUGAAUAAGAUUGAUUUAGUUAAUCGUGGCCAAAUCCCCACCAUUGUAACUAGGGAUGAUUGAAUGAUAAGGCCUCUGCAGCAAAUAGUUUUGUCACACAAAACAAUCAAGAGAAUGUAUUUUGUAGAAAAUGGAGUAUCAUCCCCACCUGUAUUGAUGUGAGAAAAUCAGAGAAAUCUUUUUUUUUUUUUUUUGU